AUGGUUCUGCGAAGAUGCUCGAUAUGCGAUCGAAACUUCACCAAGGCAGAACAUUACCUCCGGCAUCAGAGGUCUCAUACCAAAGAGCGACCCUAUGAGUGUGUGACAUGUAAAAAACGCUUCUCGCGCAGCGAUGUGCUCUUUCGACACAGCAAGCUACAUAAUCAACAGGCUUCUGAUGAGCGUGGAGACUCCACAAAUCUCUCAGCUGGAGCUGCCAGAGGAACACUCUCGAAUGGAUCCAUGGCACCUAUCCCGGAAGGAGAAACAAUUCCUCAUGCCUGCUUCAAUCGCUCGGAAAGACCAAGCUUCGCCCAACAGCAACCCUACGUUGAUACGAAUAUGGGCCACUCUCGUCACAUGUCUAUGCCUGACAUAUCUCUCGUGAAUCAACAAUAUAACAUGAGUUCACAACAACAUGGUCCCAUACCUCAACUUACACCAUCGCACACCUAUGCAGGGCCCGAGUACACGCCAGUACAGGAGUUUACACCGGCUGUCUCAACACCAGCAAUACCGUCUCAUGCAUACGACCCACAGUUGGUAUCAAUGGGUCAUACUCACAUGGAUGGGCUAAUUCCAGGGCCCUUCGGAGUGGGAGGGAUGCCUCUAGAUUCACCGGGACAGUCUCAAGACAUGUUGCAGUUCUGGCUAGCGCAAGCGGACAGUGAUUUGGGAUACGGCGCCAUGACCUUGCCGGACAUUACUAGCACCCCAUAUACACCCGACCAUAGAUACGGGAUGGCACAUCCACCGGUACAUCGAGCUGCAACAUCAGAGACCAGCGAUACGGCGUCAACGGGCAAUAUCCCGAACGAGCGGUUUGCACGGGUGGAGAGCUGUUGGUUAGCCAAGAAUCACGGUAACCACCAUCUCGCUCCAUCACUCUGGUCUGAUGUCGUGCGCUGUCCGGGGCCAAAUUUGUUUUCUACUGGUAUCCCGCAGACUCGAGAAAGGUUAGAGGGUCGCUGGGGCGUAAGUGCAGCAUUGCGGUCUCAACUAGAAGCCGAGUUUGGCCAAAGGGUUCACCCUGUGGAUGCUUCCGCCAAACGGCCUGGAAACUUCCCGCCUGCGGAGGUACUGGAGAUCUGUUUGGAUCACUACUUUCGCCGUUUCCAUCCAAUUGCUCCGUUCAUCCACGUUCCAUCGUUCGACGCUUCAAACACCCCUCUUCCUUUGCUAUAUGCCAUGUGUAUGCUUGGGCUCAGUGUGUUGGAAUCGAGUAAUGGCGGCAGUUUUAUCUCUAAUGCUUUCACGAACUUGUUGCGAAGAGUACAUAAUGAUCUCGCGCUAGACGCGAUUAAUCCUUCGGCUCCGCAUGCACGUUUGGCCAUUUUCGCGGCUGGCUUUCUGACUCUUUGUCUAGCUGGAUUUUCAGGAGACACAGAUCGUUUGGCGCAGUCACAGACUCUCUAUGCGACGCUGAUAGCUACAGCCCAGAGGCAGGGGUUGUUCUGUGCCGGCGAAGUCGGUCUUGAAGACAUGGCCACUGACAUCAGCGACGAGAAUCUGCGAUGGCUAACGUGGGCUCGUGUCGAGAGUGCCAAAAGACUCAUUGUAGCAUUGUUGACCACCGAUUGGUGGUACUCUGCAAACUCUUCUGUCAGCCCAGCCAUACGCCCAGAGACACUUCAGGUUUGCUUGCCAUGCGACGACAUCCUGUUUGCUGCCGAAUCUGCACCACGGUGGAUUCAGCUCCAAGGAAUGGGGAAAAGAAUGUCCAUGCCGAUGAUCAAACCCCGGACUUUCAGUCUCGAAGGAGCUUUGGAUCCGAUCAUAUUGCUUGAUCCCCCUUUGGAUGCUCCUGGGCAGUACACUCUCCUUUCCGCCAUAAAGCUCUGCGUAUGCGAUGCUCAACACCGACACUUCUUGCCUACGGACGAGUGGGAGAGACAUGACCACUUGAUACCAUGGGAGACGUAUCAAGACGACCUGAGAGCGCGAUCUCUGGUGCAGACUACGCUGGCACUUGCGCCUGUAAUAACAGGCUCUGCAAAGACUGCGGACCUCAAUUCUCUUCUCUUAUGGCACAAUUUGUGUUUGACCCUAAACGCCAACAUGCAGAUCUUUGAACUUGCCGCAGGUCGAGCAGGCGCCGGGCCAGCUGGCAAAGCUCUCGCAGAUGUGGAAGAUUGGGCUCGCACGCCUUCCGCACGUCGUGCUUGUGUACAUGCUGCACAAUCUUUCAAACUGCUCAGCAACCGCAAAGUCUCGGAAAGCAUUACACUGAACUCGAUGUCCGCUCUGUUCUGCUCUGCUCUUGUUCUCGGUCUGUAUCUCUUCACAGUGCCGAGUACCGAAGCUGAGACCGCACCUCCGUUGUACGAGUUGAUGGACGAUGUCGACUGGACUGUCGUGGGGAAUGCAGGUAUGGCAGAAAGCUCUCCUGGAAACAGCCCAGGCAUGAUGUUCGAAUCUUCUCAUGCUUCGAAUGUGACCCGUACGUUCAUUGAAGCAGGCGGCCCUGUCUCGAUCAACGGAGUUGUUGCUACCAGUGGAUUCCAGACUGCAAGACGUACGCUGUUGGACUUUGCACACUUGAUGGAUGGAAUCGGAACGUGGAAACCACGGAACUUGUCACGAAUCCUGCACAUCAUGUCUGAUGUGUUGGAAGAGUCUCUUUAG
Aureobasidium namibiae CBS 147.97 is the source of this 2625-nucleotide messenger RNA. RefSeq lists its product as uncharacterized. Gene Ontology annotation, biological process: regulation of transcription by RNA polymerase II; DNA-templated transcription. The transcript has 8 exons. NCBI's taxonomy places the organism in Eukaryota, Fungi, Ascomycota, Dothideomycetes, Dothideales, Saccotheciaceae. Gene Ontology annotation, molecular function: RNA polymerase II cis-regulatory region sequence-specific DNA binding; zinc ion binding; DNA-binding transcription factor activity, RNA polymerase II-specific. Gene Ontology annotation, cellular component: chromatin. The record is from RefSeq and is a predicted model, not a curated record. Bases 1 to 2625 code for a protein of 874 amino acids.